Messenger RNA from Rhinocladiella mackenziei CBS 650.93, 1635 nucleotides. RefSeq lists its product as uncharacterized. The transcript has a single exon. NCBI's taxonomy places the organism in Eukaryota, Fungi, Ascomycota, Eurotiomycetes, Chaetothyriales, Herpotrichiellaceae. Gene Ontology annotation, cellular component: cytoplasm. Bases 1 to 1635 code for a protein of 544 amino acids. Gene Ontology annotation, molecular function: nucleic acid binding; zinc ion binding. The record is from RefSeq and is a predicted model, not a curated record.
AUGGGUCAGCGACAAUCCACCAACAACACCGACUCCGAAGAACCUCCUGCUAAAUCUGACUAUUAUGAUCUCCUUGGGGUUGAACGCACGGCCACUGACGACGAGAUCAAGAAAGCCUACCGCCGAAAGGCUCUUGAGUUACACCCUGAUCGAAACUACGGUGAUGUCGAGAAUGCCACCAGACUGUUCGCCGAAAUUCAGUCCGCCUACGAAGUCCUCUCUGAUCCUCAAGAAAGAGCCUGGUAUGAUUCGCACAGAGACAUUCUCCUUCGAGGAGAUCAAGCCACCGGACCGGACGCAAAUGAAUUUUCCUAUAAUAUUCGCAUGACCACGGCCGAGGAGGUAUUGAAAUUCAUGUUGAAAUUCAAUGGUCGGUUGGAAUACACCGAUGCUCCUAACGGCUUCUAUGGCGGCCUGAAUGAUUUCUUCAAACAACUGGCGAAAGAGGAGGAUAUUGCGCGUCGCUGGGAGAAUCAAGAACCCAUGGAAUACCCCGAGUUCGGUUUUGAGAAUGACGAUUACGGUGAUGUGGUUCGACCGUUUUAUGCAGCAUGGAAUGGUUUUGCUACGAAAAAGAGUUAUGCUUGGAAGGACCAAUACAGAGUGUCCGAUGCCCCCGAUCGACGGAUCCGGCGUCUCAUGGAGAAAGAGAACAAGAAACUGCGCGAAGAUGCUAUACAAGAAUACAAUGAAGCGGUUCGCUCCCUCGUUGCCUUUGUUCGAAAACGGGAUCCGAGAGUCCAGAAUAACCAGAGGUCCGAAGCGGAACGACAAAAGGCUCUUCGAGAAGCCACCGCGGCGCAAGCAGCGCGCUCAAGAGCGGCUCGACAGGCCCAGUUUGAAGAGUGGGAUGCUAACGCGAUACCGGAGUGGGCCCAAUCACGAACCCGGGAUGAGCACGAGGGAGGUUUUUCGAGUGAGUCGGAGGCGGAAGAACAUGAAUACGACUGCGUGGUCUGUGAUAAGACUUUCAAAAGCGAAGCACAAUUCAAAGCACAUGAAAAGAGCAAGAAGCACCAGAAAUUGCUGAAGCAAUUGACGAGGGAGAUGCGUGAUGGGGGUGAAGCGCUGAAUCUGGAGGCGGGAGCGGCAACACCUGUGCCUGAAACAGCCGAUGUCGACGACGAGGAAGUGCGACAAGUGCCUUAUCAAUCACGACCCGAAAAGGCAGACCCCUUUGAUGAUGAUAACAAUACUUCUAAUAAUGCUCUGACGCCCCCGACACCCAACGGAGAGGCAGGUCCGGAGGAUGACGGUCCUGAACCGUCCGACGCUUCUGACGACGAUUAUGUGUCUCGAUUUGAUAUCGAACAACGGCUUGCCGGAGGACCAGCCGAGAAGGUCUCUGGAAAACUUGACGAUCUCUGUCCAGGAGGGACGCCUGCAACAUCGGGUCCCGAAGAUCCAGAGACCACACAACCCAAGGUGGGCAAAGCCAAGCAAAGACGAGCAAAGAAGGCUGCUCAAAAAGCAGCUGGGCAGUCUGAUCGGCCGCCCGCGGACGUUCGGUGUGUCGUAUGCAAGGCUGAGUUCCCUUCGAAGACGCGAUUAUUUAACCAUAUCAAGGAGCAAAACCAUGCAGCUCCAGUGACAGAAGUCAGAGGGACCAAAGGGGGAAAAGGAAAGAGAAGAUGA